CACGGCCACACGGGAGACGGUCUCAUCAUCUCUCAAGCCUCCCCUUCCAGAUCCAGCCGACAGACCGCAUAUUCCACCGCAAGGCAAGGGCGUCAUCGUCUUCCUCAUCCCCUUCCGGCCCCGGCCUUCCCCAUUCCCCUCUCCCCGUCCCCGGACCCCGGGCUCCUGUGGAGCGGAUUUUCGGCCCAGGCUCUUUCUCCUCCCACCACGCCUUAUCCUCUCUCUCGGUCUCGGCCUUCCUUUCCUAGCGGCGACGACAGGGCGAGUUGCGCUGCCCGCCAGUUCUUCGUCGGGCGACGGGCGCUUCGCCGGCGACGAGCAUCCGACAGGGGGUCCUAUACUAGGCCCGCCCCUGUUGUGGGACGCAUCCGAUCGGAUCGACUCUUUUAUGAGUUCACAGGACGCCCAGCAUGAAGUUUCUAGAAUACACCCCCUUCGACAGCAUAAACUUGUUCCUCGACCAACUCAACCUUGGGGAUUGCGCAAUCAGAGGAAACCUUGAGGCCUUCUCAUGCAAGCACACUUCGACAGACCGUCGGCUUUCAAUAAGCCUAGAACAUGAGAUUCUUGAUUACCUAGGCAAGUCCUCUGACAGUGAUCCUUCUUCACCAGUGGAGCACCUAUCCUCCAGAUCCAGCCGGAAGACAUUAAUAUAUCUGGUUCUGACUCUUGGCCACAUGUAUCCAGAUUAUGAUUUCAGUGCUGUUCGGGCACACUUGUUCUUCCAAGAAGAGGAGAUGGAAAGUUUCAAGCAGAUGAUAGACACCUACUUAUCGGACGCUUCUAGGCAAUGGGCAGCAACAAAUGAGGGCAGUUCUCUUCUGGACAGUAUGACUAAGGCUAUUGAUGAGGUUAUCAAAAUCAGAGAGUGUGACAUCUACAGCUAUAACCCAGACUCUGAUGGAGAUCCAGUUCAAGAGAAAGGGGCCAUAUGGUCAUUCUACUACUUCUUCUACAAUAGGAAGCUAAAGCGAGUUGUGAGCUUUCGCUGUUACUGCACUAGCAAAUUAUCAGGAGAUGACUUCCUAACUGGUGCGGCGUCUGAUGGUGAAGAGGAAGAUGCCUUGAUCGACAUGGACAUAUGACUGACCGCAUUCUGCUCGGAACCUGUUGUGUGUGUAAUAUAGAGCGUUAUGCCCCAUUCCUGCCAGGAAGCUUUUAAUAUAACUACCCUUGUAUCGCAGCCUGUGAAAACCAUGGCCCUUGUUAGUGUUGUUUGUAUAUGCGGAUUGGGACUUCGCAGCGGCAGACUUUUAAUCCUGAAAGCUUGAGCUGCCACGGUAAUUUGGUACUCUAGUGUUUGCUGGAACUGGAGUCUAUGUUCUGCCUGGUUAAACAAUAAGAUAUUCAGACAAUUGGGUGAAUUGAAGUGUCAAAUUUGCUCAAUUGUUCAUUCA
This is a messenger RNA of Setaria italica (foxtail millet), 1397 nucleotides long. Its product is annotated as repressor of RNA polymerase III transcription MAF1 homolog. Bases 411 to 1085 code for a protein of 224 amino acids. Gene Ontology annotation, molecular function: RNA polymerase III core binding. NCBI's taxonomy places the organism in Eukaryota, Viridiplantae, Streptophyta, Magnoliopsida, Poales, Poaceae. The transcript is spliced from 11 exons. Gene Ontology annotation, biological process: negative regulation of transcription by RNA polymerase III. Gene Ontology annotation, cellular component: nucleus. The record is from RefSeq and is a predicted model, not a curated record.